GGUUUUCCAGGGGGGACAGUGGAAGCGAACGCUGUUAUGAAACUGAAUCAGACAAACUUGAUUUAUUUCUUUCAAAACACAAGUUUAGUUCAUGCCCCUCUGUUCAGCCAAUCAGAUUGUGUCCUGCUCUGGACUGAUCACGCCUUCCUAACUUUUAAUAUGGAAGCGUAAAGCUCCUGGUGGCGCCUCCCUGUGGAGAGGAGUGUGCAAUGCAGCAGCUCUGUCUCCUGCUCCGCCUGCAGCUCUCUCUUCAGCAGCGGUCUAUACCUCUGUAUAUACCUCUGUGUUCACGUGCUUCUCCACCUGCAGCUCUGUCUUCACUUCCACCUUCAGCUCGGUCUUCAAACAAACAGUGGAUUUCAGACUCUUCUCCAGUGAACACGAGGUAAGUCUACUACCUACUUGGUUUGGGAAGAUGGUUCACUAGUGGAGGAAAAGCUGAACUGAACAAAAGUGAAACAGGAGCAGAGAUCCUCAGUGGUCUUGUUUUAGAAAGGAGGUUCACUCUGCUCAAAAUCUGAGAAAUAGAAGGAUUUGUUUGUUUAUCCCUGAAGUGAUAUCUUUGUGUUUGUUGAUGUCUGGAUUCUUUAUUGUUGUUAUAUAUCAUUCAGACUUUUUCUUUCAUCAAUACUUUAUAUUGUAUAUCCGCUUGUUUGCAGUGAGAAACAUCUGUUAAUUCAACAUGAGAAGUUUCUCUGUGGUUGAAGUUGAUUCAACAUUAAAAUUAACGUUUCUACAGCACCACAGUUUGCAUGUUGAAAAACAAGCCACUAAAUCUCAUGGGUAUUGUUUCACAUUGAAUUAACAUGCAAUACAGAUUGUGUGAGUAGGCUGACAACUGUCAGUGUUAAAUGUGUCCAUCAGCUCUCAGCAGCCUUUGGGAAAAAAGCUAAGUUUUUAUAUUUUUGCUGUGGAAACACAAAUUGGGUAAAACAGGUAAAUAUGAAUACUUAAAUGACAAUAAAUAGUUUUCUUCUUCUUAUAAUAUUAUUAUAUUAUUAUAAUUUUGGCAUAUCAUUUUCUUAUCACCUUAUCUCUAUUAAUGAUGAUUAAUAAUUCUGAUCUUAUUUAUAUUUUAUAUGUAACAUAUCAGAUGAUUUUAUUCACUCGUGUGUUCAUCGUACACUUUUAGCUCCUUUCUCCUGAUUUCCAUCACUCUGUGCUGAACAGGGUUAAAGGAUCGGCGCGCCUCUCUUCUCGUCUUUACGGUAGUGCCACUCCUCCAAUCCCGCAGCACCUGCUCGUGCCCGAGGUCGCAUCUUGUUGCCAGAACUCCGGUGACGUGCACACGCUGGAUCGCUUUGUUAUUCAUUCUCGCCCUGCGUCCUUUUCCUUUUUGUUAUCGCGCUUGUUUCGGCCGCGCAUCGCCCCGAGCCGUGGACCCGGCGUUCGGCCCAUCGCGUGUGGAGGAUGUUCAGUUGCGCAUCGUCGGAGACUCACGGAUCCAUCAGCUGCUCUGAGCUUUAAGGAUAAGAUUCUUAUUUAAUUACGUAACCAGGCGACUCCUGACGUCUCCCCGGUACGUUUGCUCUCAUUCAAGCCUCUCGGUGUUUUCUGUCGCAGUCAGAUCAUUCCCGUCCGCGUUCAUGCCAGAUCUGCAGCGCUUCAGUUUUCCAUACCAUAGCAUGAAUCCUUUGUUGGGGGGCAACGCGCAUCUCCAACAACACCCGCCCCAGAUCCAGUCGCCUGGACACCCGGAUUCUCCCUCAGGCCUCCUGCCCGACUCCGUCUUCGGACCCGGAGCGUCUUUCCUGCUGGGUGAGCAGGCGGGUCCGGGCCUCGAUCAGCCGGGCCCUGACUUCACCGCGCCCUCACAGACCUCCCCUUACCUCCACCACAACCUCAGCAGCCUCUACCAGCACCGCGCUGCGCCGCACCCCCCCGCAGCCAUGGCCCUCAGAAACGACCUGGGCUCCAACAUCAGCGUCCUCAAGACCCUCAACCUGAGGUUCCGGUGCUUCCUGGCCAAGGUGCACGAGUUGGAGCGCAGGAACAAGAUCUUGGAGAAGCAGCUGCAACAGGCGCUGGAUGGCAACAAGGGCUGUCAGGGGGGAUGCUGUGAGAGCAGGGGGCACACCCAGGAGGCCGGUGUGCAGACUGGAUUUGUUGGUACCCUGCCGCUCAGGCCUGGUUCCCUCCCCUUCCACAACACCAACAACUCGGCCAGGAGGCCCACAACACUGUUCUCGCCACCUCCCGCAUCAGCCGCUGAAAGCACCAGUUCAACCCAGACAAACACCAGUAACCCGGUCAUCACCAUCAGCAAGUCCUCCCCCUGUGUGGACUCCCCUGGCUACAGCUCCAGGGGCGUCCCAGGCCCGGGCAGCUCCGUCAACCCCCCUCCACGGUUCCUUCCUGGCACCAUCUGGUCCUACAACCACCCUCGCAAGUUUGGCCCCGUUGCCGAGCGUGUGACCAGCCCUGGGGUGUCCUGGGUGCAACCGGACGGAGUCGGGGUCCAGAUCGACACCAUCACCCCUGAGAUAAGGGCCCUGUAUAACGUCCUGGCCAAGGUGAAGCGGGAGAGAGACGAGUACAAGCGCAGAUGGGAGGAAGAAUACACCAUGAGGAUGGAUCUGCAGCAGAAGAUUGCCGACCUUCAAGAGGACCUGCAGGAGAGUGAAGGCUGCCAGGAUGAACUGGCUCUCAGAGUUCAGCAGCUGAAGGCAGAGCUGGUUCUCUUCAAAGGUCUCAUGAGCAAUAACCUGUCCGACCUGGACAGUAAGAUCCAGGAGAAAGCCAUGAAGGUGGACAUGGACAUCUGCCGCAGGAUCGAUAUCACCGCUCGUCUCUGUGACGUAGCUCAGCAGAGGAACUGUGAAGAUGUGAUCCAGAUGUACCAGGUUCCCAACAGCCAAUCGGCCUUAAACUUCCGCCGGAAACACACGCCUCUGUCGUUUAACGGGAGCGAGUGCGAGGAACCCGCGAGCGCCAACGAUACCGAGGGGGGCGUGGUCAAAGACGAGGAGCAUUGUGGCUCAUCGGCCAAUCAGAUCAACGAGGAGAUGCAGAGGAUGCUGAACCAGCUGCGUGAAUGUGAGUUUGAGGAUGACUGUGACAGUCUGGCCUGGGAGGAGACUGAGGAGACGCUGCUUCUUUGGGAGGACUUCCCAGGGUGCACUCUGCCUCCUGACCCCGCCCACCCACCAGGAGAGCAGGAGGACACUCUGGAAAAGGUGAUUAACGACACAGAAUGUCUGUUUAAGACGCGAGAGAAGGAAUACCAAGAGACAAUCGACCAGAUUGAGCUGGAGCUGGCCACGGCAAAGAGCGACAUGAACCGUCACCUGCAUGAGUACAUGGACAUGUGCUCGAUGAAGAGAGGCCUGGACGUUCAGAUGGAGACAUGCAGGAGACUCAUCACACAGAGUGGAGACAGUAGCCCUGUGGCUCCUGUGUCCUCUGACGAGAGCGACCACAGGGAGAGCGACAAGUCUUCAGCGUCGUCUUCCUCGAGCGCCGGGAGAUCCUGACCCCUCCUCGCCCCGGCAGCACCGGAACAUGUGGUCGGGUUGCCCUCCACCGCAACCGGCUAUACAGUACCCCACCCAUCGCAAUGUAAACCUGUAACUAUGGCGGCACCGUGUUUACGCGUCAACCUCCUCACUCACUGAGUCAUAUCAUUUCUUCUUGUGCAAAAUCCAGUUUUGGUCUGAGGCGAUCGAAAGUGCUUGAGCAGCAAAGCUGGAUGACGCUUGAAGAUGAGUUUACUGUAAGUCGAAGGGCUGACGUCGCUCUGAGGCAGCGAGGAAGCGCCGAGCUGCAGAAGAGCGUAGCAUGACACACCGCACUCGCCGACAAACACGUGCUAGCCUGGGAAUCUCACCGUAACCAUACACAUUUUAAUAACCGCUUAUUGUAAAAAAAAAACUCAGUCCCGUGAUAAACACACCUCCAACAAACCAAUAAAAACAACAGGAAGCAGGUUUAAGUGGAAAGAGUGCAGUGGUGCUACUUUGCCCUGGCAUCGAUACACGAAACAGCAUAAUGAUGAGCAUCUAAUCGAUAAUCGAUCAUAAUGAGCUUGGUACGAUGUCAUGAUUCAGCAUUUUACUGCCUUAAAGCCGCAGAUCCAGCUUUGCGUCUGCGUCAUGUCAAGUUUAAAACCGUGAGCAAAGUCGGGCUAAAGCGAAAUAACUCAUAAUAUAUGUGCUUUAUCCGGCAAAUGAUUCUGAAAAGUGGAAAAACCAGUAGCUGUGUGUAAAGUGGAGCAGCAGGAAGAGGUCUGUGCACGCCAACACGCCUUGUUGCUUUUUAUCUGCGGAUGAAUCGUUUCCGCUACAGUUCAAGUGAAUUCAAUGUCACCGGCAGGAAGCACCAGCAUUGUUUUACGUUUUCAGGCUGAAGAAGAGGAAACCACACCAACAUUGCAGCGCUCACACACAGACAUGUGGAUCCUGGAAUCAGUAGUUUCUCACUGGGAAUUGUUGAAAGUGAAUUCUAAGCGUGAACAAAGCGGAGCCAAAUGAUGCGUUUGUCUGCAAACAUGGAAAAUACUGUGUGAAAUGCAUUGAACACCACGGAUGAGUUGUUUGUGUUUUCUGUAAAUGCUGCUUCACGAGAAACCCAGAAGUAGCAGACCAGGAUCUCAUCUCUUGAUUUCCGUUGUAAAUGUAGCUGAGGAGUGAAACACAGCUGAGGCAGUCAGUCCAGUGCAUUAACGCCCAAGUGUCACAUAUAGGAGAUGUUGAAAAUAAGUUUUAUUUUACGCUUCAAUAAGAGAGAAGGCCCAACGAGCUGCAUGGUGAACCAAUGUAAGGGAAACGUAAGAACAAAAAGAUGGUCAUGAAAUAAUGUCGGUUAGCCGGUGAGUGCCAAAAUAAAGUGAACUCGUCAUACUUUGAAUCAACAGGAAUUAAAAAAAACAAACCGAAUGACUAGCUGCCGAAGCUGUAACACCAAGGUGCUUGAUGUAUAUAACUAAACCUAUUUUUGAGCCUAUAAACGAUUGCACAUAGAAAGGAAGCAGAAAUGUCCUCUAUGAAACAAGCCGCACUAUAACUUGUAAAACAUGUAACAAAAAAAAAAUGUCAAGACGCUGGAAAUAGAAAAGUGUGAUACUAGAAUAAUAAAUGAACACAUACCUCGUUUAGACUUUAUUUAAAUAGGUUUUCUCUGCACAUUGAAACAUGAGAUUGAACUUGCACACAUUCACGCUGCUUCAGUAAAACAUGUGUGAAGAUAUACCGCUGGAAAUAGUCACUGUCGGGGAGGGGGGGGGGUGAAACAGCCCCCCCACCAAUCAAUCAUCACAGAUCUAUUAUCAGAUAUGGUUUCCUAUGUGUGGUUGAAUGUUUUCUUUUCUCCUUCUACUACAACUCACACUUCACCACUUUGCUACAGUAAAAAAAAAAAAAGUGUGAAGUUUAUUUAGACUCAUGCAUGUGUGGCUGGUGGAAUCAGCUGACGGCUGUUUGAACCAGCAGGAUAUCACAGACAUGAAACACACACACACACACACACACACACACACACACACACACGUUUCCUUCUGUAUAGUUUAACUUCCAUGCACAGAGUGAGUCUCUACGUAUGCAUGUGCCCGUGUGUAUGUUUAUGAGUGUUUUACCUGUACAGUGAGUGUUUUUAAAGAAAAAGGCUUUAAACUGGCAAAUCUGCAACAUGAAGAAGUAGGAAACAUAACGAGUAUAAUUCGAUGUCAUCACUGUGUUUAGCAGUUUAACUUUAGGAAGUGAAAUUCUGAGACCGAGUCGUCUUGUGAUUAUAAUCACCCACGAGAAAAUGUAUAUAUUAAAAUCAAAUGUCAAUGGAGUUUUUUUUCCAUAGCUACUCUUCCUGUAUGAGUGUAUGUGGUUGCCGAGUAAAGUCUAUUUAAAAAUAACUCAAGUUUAAGAAAUGAACUACUUAUAUGCAAAUGCUUUAGCGAGAUGACUGUACGAUGGCUUUGAUAACCAUGUAAAGGAAAUACAGCUUAGAAUAUAUACUUGUGUUUAAAGUCUGCAAAGAAAUGUCCACUACAGUACGCCUGUCUAAUUGGCUCCUCGAUGGAAUUCAAGGCAGUUAGAGUGUUUUUCAAAGUCACCUCUUCCGUGGAAGCCUCAAAUCGUUUUGAUCAUAUUCGGCGUCACACCACAAUUUGAUGACAAUCCUGGACUCUGAUUGGCUGCUCCAGACGUGCGACUUUGCAAUCUCUAAAAAUCAAGACAAAGCGAUUUUUGGCUACAGAGCUUCACUGCAGAGCGACAGUAUGUAACGUGUGGAGAGAGACUGAAAGAAUAAAAGAUGCAUCUGAGCAAAGAG
This is a messenger RNA of Platichthys flesus (European flounder), 6261 nucleotides long. It is a transcript of the gene iffo1b, whose product is annotated as intermediate filament family orphan 1b. The transcript is spliced from 9 exons. The record is from RefSeq and is a predicted model, not a curated record. NCBI's taxonomy places the organism in Eukaryota, Metazoa, Chordata, Actinopteri, Pleuronectiformes, Pleuronectidae. Bases 1587 to 3473 code for a protein of 628 amino acids.